This is a messenger RNA of Asparagus officinalis (garden asparagus), 1007 nucleotides long. RefSeq lists its product as uncharacterized. NCBI's taxonomy places the organism in Eukaryota, Viridiplantae, Streptophyta, Magnoliopsida, Asparagales, Asparagaceae. Bases 47 to 862 code for a protein of 271 amino acids. The transcript is spliced from 3 exons. The record is from RefSeq and is a predicted model, not a curated record.
ACACUGCUGGAAUAUAUGUAACAAUUCUUCCAUCUGGGCUGCUUUCAUGCAUGAAAAAUAUUCCAUCCCACUCUCCCCUAUUGAAUGGAAUGGCCCUAUUAGAUGCUCCCCGGAAUGGAAGAAAAUUCUUGCUAUUAAACAGGUUUUCUCGCAUUUGUGUGGAUGGACUAUUGGUAAGGGUAAUGUAUCUUUUUGGUAUGACAGAUGGCACCCGGAGUUUCUCUUGGAUCGCCUCAGUCCUUAUGAGGAUAUCCACCUGAAACUUAGGGAUUUUUGUCAUGAAGGUAAUUGGUGUUUUGUCAACCUUAUUCCUACACUUGGGACUGAUGUUGUGCAGGCUUUAUACGACCAUGCCCCUAGGCUGUCGGAGGAUGAUGAUAUUAGGGAUUGGGCCCCUGAAAAAUCCGGUUCCUUCUCGGUUAAAUCGGCGUGGGAAUCUAUUCGUGGGCAUUAUCCUACUAUUCCCAUUCUCGCUGACAUAUGGUCCACUGUCACCCCAUUUUCGGCUAAAUUAGUUUGUUGGAAGAUAUUUCAUAAUAUCCUCCCUGUGGACAUGAAAGCUCAACAAAAUGGCAUUGCUUUGGCCUCAAAAUGUGUUUGCUGCCUUAACCACAAAUCUGAGUCUAUUGAACAUCUUUUUGUUGAUAGUGAUCUUGCCCAAUCUCUAUGGACCUACUUCAGCAUCAUUUUUGUUGUUCCUUAUCUCCCUGCUCCGUCGAUAACCACGCGCAUGAAAUGGUGGUUUCGCAUCUGUAAAGGACAGAGAAUCUUGGAUUUAUUCGUUGGCCGAGAGGAUCCCGACAUAAUCGGUCAUACAACUGGAAAGGAUAAGGGCAUUGCAGACCCUGAAUUUGAAGAUUAGCUCCAGAGGAAAAUCUUAAUAGGGGUUAAUUUAUGUUCACUUUUGUAAUACCUUUGACUUAUAAAACAUGUAUUAAUGUUGUAGCCACUGCUAUUAUUGUAAUGUGUUGUAUUACCCAUUAGUUCUCUUCUAUUUUGGUAUUCAA